Messenger RNA from Pangasianodon hypophthalmus (striped catfish), 1483 nucleotides. RefSeq names its product trafficking protein particle complex subunit 13 (gene trappc13). The record is from RefSeq and is a predicted model, not a curated record. NCBI's taxonomy places the organism in Eukaryota, Metazoa, Chordata, Actinopteri, Siluriformes, Pangasiidae. The coding region runs from base 42 to 1325 and encodes 427 amino acids. Gene Ontology annotation, cellular component: TRAPPIII protein complex. The transcript has 13 exons.
AACGCGGUUUGCUCCUGUGUGCUUGCCGUAGUCAGCUGAUCAUGCAGGUCAAAGGUCAACUGCUAGACAAAAUGGACGUCAAUCAGGCUAAACAGGAGCAUCUCCUUGCACUAAAGGUGAUGCGUCUGACGAAACCCACGCUGUUCACCAACAUGCCUGUGACGUGUGAAGACCGAGACCUUCCAGGUGAUCUGUUCGGGCGGCUCAUGAGGGAGGACCCGUCCACCAUAAAGGGGGCGGAGCCUCUGAUGCUCGGGGAGAUGCUCACGCUGCCGCAGAAUUUUGGAAAUAUUUUCCUGGGCGAGACUUUCUCCAGUUACAUCAGCGUGCACAACGACAGCAGUCAAGUGGUGAAGGACAUUCUAGUGAAGGCCGACCUCCAGACCAGCUCUCAGAGAUUAAACCUCUCUGCGUCUAACUCUGCCGUGGCCGAGCUCAAACCCGAGUGCUGCAUCGAUGACGUCAUCCACCACGAGGUCAAAGAGAUCGGGACACACAUCCUGGUGUGUGCCGUCAGCUACACCACUCAGACCGGAGACAAACUGUACUUUAGGAAGUUUUUUAAAUUUCAGGUGCUCAAGCCUCUGGAUGUGAAAACCAAGUUCUACAACGCAGAGAGUGACCUCAGUUCUGUGACAGACGAGGUUUUCCUGGAGGCUCAGAUCCAGAACAUCACCACCUCGUCCAUGUUCAUGGAAAAAGUGUCUCUGGAACCUUCCAUGAUGUACAACGUCACCGAACUGAACACAGUGUGCUCAGGAGAGGAGCGCGAGUCGACGUUUGGGAAGAUGUCGUACCUGCAGCCCAUGGACACGCGGCAGUACCUGUACUGUCUGAAACCCAAGCCGGAGUUCGCAGAGAAGGCAGGAGUCAUUAAAGGCGUCACCGUCAUCGGCAAACUGGACAUCGUGUGGAAGACCAACCUGGGGGAGAGAGGACGCUUACAGACCAGCCAGCUGCAGAGAAUGGCUCCGGGAUACGGAGAUGUUCGGCUCUCGCUGGAGCUCGUUCCAGACACGGUGAACAUCGAGGAGCCGUUCGACAUCACCUGUAAAAUCACAAACUGCAGUGAGCGCACCAUGGACCUGCUCCUGGAGAUGUGUAACACUCGGUCAGUGCACUGGUGCGGAGUUUCAGGCAGGCAGCUGGGAAAACUGGGUCCGAGUGCAUCUCUGUCCAUCCCACUGCAGCUCCUCUCCUCUGUACAGGGACUACAGAGUAUAUCAGGCCUGAGGCUGACGGACACCUUCCUGAAGCGGACGUACGAGUACGACGACAUUGCACAGGUGUGUGUGGUGUGUCCUUACCUGAGCCCUGAGACCUGAGGCUCCUCCCACUUCCUGUAUCGGUAACCUGCACCUCCAUGGACCAACCGCAUCGCCAUUUUUACACUAUCAGCUGACCUGCUUCUUUUAAAGUGUGUGCUUUUAAAGCCUUAUUCUGAUUUUAAGUGUGUGAAUGUUAAUAAAAGAGCGAACUCAGA